Molecule: messenger RNA, 915 nt
Organism: Symbiodinium sp. CCMP2456
Lineage: Eukaryota; Dinophyceae; Suessiales; Symbiodiniaceae
Source: the annotation of a GenBank genome assembly
AUGUACGGCAAGCUCUCGCAGGCCCGAGAUCUUUGUGAUGUCGUGGGCAUUUGGGCUGUGGAUGGCGGAGGAAUCCAACUAGAAGUGGCCUACUCCUUCGACAUAAACCCUUUGAUCGAAGGCCACUUUGGCAACGGGCCGGAUCGCAUGACUGCGUCGUUGGCCAAGCUGCAAGAGCUGUCCGGCAAGCUCUCGCAGGCCCGAGAUCUUUGUGAUGUCGUGGGCAUUUGGGCAUUUGGGCUGUGGAUGGCGGAGGAAGACCAACAGAAUCAGCAUGACUUUCACAAAUAUUCCGGCCAGGCGGACGAGCGAGCCGCCUCUGCCGAGGCCAAGCUGCAAGAGCUGUCCGCCAAGCACUCGCAGGCUGACGGGCGAGCCGCAGAUGCAGAGGCGAAACUUGAGCUGCUGCAGGCACAGAUGGCGGAGCUGCAGGCGAAAUUGCAGCAGGGCAACGUGCCCACGGAAUGCAGUGAGGAGUCUGUGCGGGAAGCCCUGGCCUUUGCUGCUGGCGCGAACUGCGAAGGAAAGCAUAUCGACUCACUGAUCGGCCAAUUGGGGAAGCACAUCUCCAACUUGGCCAUUUGCUCCCAGGUGUGCGCUGCCCUGGAGAACCUUACAUUUAUUGACGUGGAUAACCAGUCGAGAAUUGUGGAUCUCGGUGGUAUUGAGCUGAUCCUCAAAGUGCUGGAGACGCACGAGGAUGCGGAUGGUGCGCUGUUGCGCCCCGUUGUAGAUUCUCUCUGGAACCUGACCUUCAAUGUGAAGGCAGUCGAGUGGGCCAGGGCGACAGGCGGUGCCCGCCGUGUUGCAUCGGUCCUCGCCAAGAAUUUGGCAACUCCGGACGUGCUGGGUGGAGUCUGUGCAGUCUUGCUCAACCUAGCCGUUGUCGACGAAAACCGCCACCAGAUUGUGCAG